Molecule: messenger RNA, 1755 nt
Organism: Periophthalmus magnuspinnatus
Lineage: Eukaryota; Metazoa; Chordata; Actinopteri; Gobiiformes; Gobiidae
Gene: odad1
Product: outer dynein arm docking complex subunit 1
Exons: 14
Coding region: 1-1755 (584 amino acids)
Biological process (GO): cilium movement; outer dynein arm assembly
Cellular component (GO): axoneme
Source: RefSeq, a predicted model, not a curated record
AUGCCACGAAGAAAAUCUGCCAUGAAAAGAACAGACGCCAGUACCAGGACAGAUGACAGCAAGAUGGAUGCGGAAGCCGCAGAACUUGCCAGGCUGCAGAGACAGUACAGAAUCAUGGAGAGAGACACACAGGCCUACAAAAUUCAAGCUCGCAAGCAAAUCCGCAAACAAGAACAGGAGAUAGAGAAGCUGUUGAAGGAGCAGGAGGAGCUGCAACGUAACCUGAGAGUUUGCGAGAGCCGAGGCAGACGGCAGCAGGACCAGCAGGAGGCGCAAGAAAUCAGGAAUUUACUGGACCAGAUUCAACUCGUGGAUGAGGGCUUGGACAAACAGAAGGACAGACAGAGUCAACUGAAGCAGGAGAUUUCUGGUUUAGAGUUGAAAAUAGAGGAGGCGAGGAGGGAAGAGGUGAGCCGAGGAAACAAUCCCAAGACUGAGGCUCGGCAAACUCGGAAAGCCAUCCGCACUUUAGAGAACAAACUGGACAGAGCUUCGACUCGAUUAAGUGAACAGCUGACAAAGAACAGGGAGCUGAGAGAGGAUAUCCAACAUCUGCUCAUUGAAAGAGACCGCUUCCAGCAGCGGAAGAAGAAACUGACUAAGGAGCUUCAAGAAGUUCGCAAAAAGAUUGGGGAAGCCGUCGACCAAUCCACAGCUGCUUAUGACGCAAGAGCGGAGGCCCAGGCUAAAAUUAGCCUGAUGAAAGAGAAGAGAAUUACAGAUCUAGCUAUGUACAACAACAAGAUGGAGAAGCUGCAGAGGAAGAUUUCACACGACCACAAGUGCAAUUCAUUUAUGACAACCAAGUGCAAGGACCGUCCCAGCGAUGGCGACCAAAAACAGGUGUCAGAUGUGAAAGAGCUGCGGAGGAUGGACUCUUUAGGGGAAGAGUCAGAGGAGACUCUGAAGGAAGUGUUUGAAAGUCUUCAGAAGAUCACAGGCGAAGACAACCUGGAAGUAAUGGUGGCAAAGUUCCUUCAAGGUGAGGAGAGGAACUUUGCACUCUUUAAUUUUGUAAAUGAGCAAAACAAGGAAAUUGAAGCUUUGAGGGAGCAGAUCAACCAGAUUGAAGAGGAGAUGGAGAAGUUCAGAGUGGAGGGCCUGUUGCAGGAGCAGAAUCACAGUAUAUUGGUUCAAGAACUUGACAACCAACAAAAGGACAUUUUAUCUCAAGCUGAAGAGUAUGAAAAUAAAGCAGAUAACAAAAGGAAAACACUGGAUCUUGUUAAAACAGGGAUCAACAAUAUAUUCACUAUACUGAACUUUGACCAAUCCAUGAUAGAAGACAUUUUGGGCUCAAGUGGAAUCAAUGACAAUAACAUUAUGGCCUGUUUGAGUCUGAUUGAGCAGAAAACCGACGAGAUGCUCAGUAUGCGGGCAUAUCUUCAGUCCAAGGACCUUGAAAAAGAUUGCAAUCCCAAAGACUUGGCUAAAUUUCUUCUUGGCCAGAAUCCAGUACUGCUGGAAGAGGUGGAUGCUGCUCAGUCUACCAUCAACAGUGUCAACUACACAGAAGAGCUUAACAUUGCUGAAGAUGAGGAAAGGCCGCUGUCCAAAGGAGAACUGCGUAGAAGAAUUAUAAAUGAGGUCAAGCAAAAAGACACUUCACCUGGACAAAUGGCAAGAAAAAGCUCCAAGACCAGUUUGCAGAGCAGCAGCCGACAGCAUUCACUGGAGGACCCCCACUGUGAUCCUAGUCUGUCAUUACACUCUCUCCAACCAAACGACCAACACAAAAAUGACACAAAUGUUUAG